CACGCUCUACUAGACUAGCAUAGAUUUCAACAACAUUUGCCGCUAAAAUUGUUGGAGACGCAAAGAAAGAUCCAGAAAUAACAGAAAGACAGGACUGUGGUGUUGUGGCAUGAGAAGAAACUUGGUCUGCUUGGUCCAGACGCCAGAAGAAAGCCAUCUGGCAAAUGUCACAAAGUGUCUUGCUUACUUUUGCCAAACAGCACAGGAACCUACUAACCUCGGACUGAGGAGACCGACCUUGGACCUUUUGGGCGCAACCAUAGACGCUGCAUGUGGAGAGGAGUCACCAAGGCCUAUGAAGGAACACCAUGCCUACCGGGAAACAUGGAGGUGGAUCACUGACCUUGUGGAGACUGGAAGUGCAGCUCAGAAGAAGACAGACAGUGGAAGCAUCAUCAUCAUCAUCAUCAUCAUCUGCAGCAGCAGCAACAGCACAAGUACUAGAAGUAGUACUAGAGGUAGUAGUACUAGUAGAAGCAGUAGUAGUACAAGAAGUAGUAGUACUAGAGGUAGUAGUACUAGUAGAAGCAGUAGUAGUACAAGAAGUAGUAGUACUAGAAGCAGUAGUAGUACUAGUAGAAGUAGAAGUAUUAGUAUUUGUUAGCAUCAUGGACGCCCUGAAGAAAGGUUUCUCCAUGGCCAAGGGUGGCGUGGUGGCGGCGGCAGAGAAGACCAAGGCUGGCGUGGAGGAGGCGGCCGUCAAGACCAAGGAGGGCGUCAUGUUUGUCGGAAACAAGACCAUGGAGGGCGUGGUGACUGGCGUGAACACUGUGUCCCAGAAGACGGGCGAACAAGCCAACAUGGUGGCAGACACAGCAGUUUCAGGAGCCAACGAGGUCGCUCAGGCCACCGUAGAUUCUGUGGAGAAUGCAGCCUUGGCCAGUGGAUUUGUCACCGUGACUCAUGUUCCAAAAGCAGAAGCUGGAGAAAAAGAGAGUGAACAAGCUGCUCAGUAGGUCUGCUGGUCUCCAUGGCAGCCAAGACAACACCUUUCAAUCUCACCAUCACACACUUCUUCUUCUUCUUCUUCUUCUUCUUCUUCUUCUUCUUCUUCUUCUUCUUCUCGGCUCUCAGCUCAUUGGUCACUCUGUCAUGACGUCACUGCAACCUGGCCCCCGCCCCCAGCAGAAAGACAACCAAGGACUUUUGCAUGCAUGUAGCCUUGCUCGCUCACGCACACACACACACACACACACACACACACACACACACACACACACACACACACACACACACACACACACACACACACACACACACACACACGCACCCGCAUGCACACACACACACACACACACACUUAAACACAAUGUCACUAUUUGAGCUCCUGUAACUCAUUUUUGUAAAAACAAUAAAAAUGCAUAAAUCCCA
This is a messenger RNA of Nerophis ophidion (straightnose pipefish), 1371 nucleotides long. RefSeq names its product synuclein-like. Gene Ontology annotation, molecular function: cuprous ion binding. Gene Ontology annotation, biological process: synaptic vesicle endocytosis; synapse organization; chemical synaptic transmission. The transcript is spliced from 6 exons. The coding region runs from base 309 to 956 and encodes 215 amino acids. Lineage: Eukaryota; Metazoa; Chordata; Actinopteri; Syngnathiformes; Syngnathidae. The record is from RefSeq and is a predicted model, not a curated record. Gene Ontology annotation, cellular component: neuronal cell body; axon terminus; cytoplasm.